Molecule: messenger RNA, 1377 nt
Organism: Aspergillus steynii IBT 23096
Lineage: Eukaryota; Fungi; Ascomycota; Eurotiomycetes; Eurotiales; Aspergillaceae
Product: putative amino acid transporter
Exons: 10
Coding region: 1-1377 (458 amino acids)
Biological process (GO): amino acid transmembrane transport
Cellular component (GO): vacuolar membrane
Molecular function (GO): amino acid transmembrane transporter activity
Source: RefSeq, a predicted model, not a curated record
AUGAGCCCUCCCCAAGAACUCGACGCUGCGGCCAUUCACCGUGAGCCGUACGCCUUUGACGACCCUACCGACUUGGAAAAGAAGGUCACUCCUAAUGAGUCUCCCCCGGACAAUGACCCCUUUGGCAACGAGGAGUGCGGAGAGGUCCAGUACCGCGUGAUGAAGUGGUGGCACUGUGGAAUGCUCAUGAUUGCUGAGAAUAUCUCCCUGGGCAUUCUGUCUCUGCCCUCCGCAGUCGCAACCCUGGGAAUCGUCCCAGCACUGAUUAUUCUCCUCGGCAUGUCUGGCAUUUCAUGGUAUACGGGUUACGUCAUUGGGCAGUUCAAGCUGCGGUAUCCCCAAGUGCACAGCAUGGGAGACGCCGGUGAAAUGCUGCUCGGUCCCAUCGGACGGGAAAUCUUCGGCAUUGGUCAACUUCUUUUCUUGAUCUUCCUGAUGUCGAGUCACAUCCUUACUUUCACCGUGCUGUUUAACACCAUCACAAAUCACGGAACCUGCACCAUUGUUUUCGGAGUCGUCGGUUUGGUGGUCAGCUUUAUUGGUGCGCUUCCGCGCACGAUGAGCAAGGUGUACUGGAUGUCAUUUGCUUCCUGCGUCUCUAUCGUUGUUGCGACUGUUGUCACCAUGAUUGCCAUCGGCGUACAGGCCCCAGACGACGUCCAGAACGAUAUCACCACCAAAGUAUCUUUCAACGACGGUUUCUUGGCCGUGACCAACAUUGUUUUUGCCUACAUUGCCCACGUCGCGUUCUUUGGUUUCAUCUCUGAGAUGAGCAACCCUCGCGAUUUCCCCAAGUCGCUCGCCAUGCUUCAGGUCCUGGAUACCUGCAUGUACAUCGUCACCGCCAUGGUCAUUUACUGCUACGCCGGUCCCGACGUUGCCUCUCCCGCUCUAUCCUCCGCCGGUCCCUUAAUGAAGAAGGUUGCCUACGGUCUGGCCAUUCCUACUGUCAUCAUUGCUGGUGUUGUCUUCGGUCACGUCGCUUGCAAAUACAUCUACGUCCGUAUCUUCCGUGGAACUGUCCACAUGCACCAGAACAGCUUCCUCGCUGUUGGAAGCUGGGUUGGUAUUGCGCUCGGCGUGUGGGUCGUUGCCUGGGUUAUUGCCGAGUCGAUUCCCGUCUUCAACCAGCUGCUGAGUCUUAUCAGUUCCCUUUUCGGAAGUUGGUUCAGUUACGGCCUCCCCGCUAUCUUCUGGCUUUACAUGAACCGCGGCCAAUGGUUCUCCUCUCCCAACAAAAUCUUCCUCACCUGCCUUAACGUGUUCAUUCUGGGUAUUGCGUGCGCAAUCUGCGGUCUCGGCCUCUACGUCUCCGGAAAGGCCAUCCACGACAGCUCCUCCAAAUCUAGCUGGACCUGCUCCAACAACGCCACCUAA